AUGGAAUUCACUACUGCUAUGUUUGGAACUUCUCUCAUCUUCACUACCUCCACCCAAUCCAAGCACAACUUGGUCAACAACUGCUGCUGCUCGUCUUCAACUUCAGAGAGCAGUAUGCCCGCCUCCUGUGCUUGCACCAAGUGCGGUUGCAAAACCUGCAAAUGUUAG
Yarrowia lipolytica CLIB122 is the source of this 168-nucleotide messenger RNA. NCBI's taxonomy places the organism in Eukaryota, Fungi, Ascomycota, Dipodascomycetes, Dipodascales. The record is from RefSeq and is a predicted model, not a curated record.